Messenger RNA from Pediculus humanus corporis (human body louse), 315 nucleotides. RefSeq lists its product as uncharacterized. Lineage: Eukaryota; Metazoa; Arthropoda; Insecta; Psocodea; Pediculidae. The coding region runs from base 1 to 315 and encodes 104 amino acids. The record is from RefSeq and is a predicted model, not a curated record. The transcript is spliced from 2 exons.
AUGGGAACGGAUACCAACGUGAGGGUGAAUUACACGUCGACGACACCCAGUUACCUAACAUCUUGGGUAGCUCAACAGCAACAACAGGAAGUGAGUUCGUCUUUCUUAUGGCAACAACAUCACCACCAAUGGCAAAAACCACUUCCUCCGGGUCAACACGUUAUAGGAAGAAACGUCGGUCAUCAUCACAUGAUGAUGGGACCCGUUCACGGACACAUUCCGACAUCGUCGAGAAGAAAUCCGACAGAGAAAAUAAACCUUAACGCGUUUCCGAAAGAAACUCAAACAUCCCCCUUACAAUACGAAAAAAAAUGA